Molecule: messenger RNA, 534 nt
Organism: Triticum turgidum subsp. durum (durum wheat)
Lineage: Eukaryota; Viridiplantae; Streptophyta; Magnoliopsida; Poales; Poaceae
Source: the annotation of a GenBank genome assembly
AUGGAGAUCAUCGACGCUGAGCUGCGGCUCGGCCCGCCGGGCAGCGGCGGCGGCGGCGACGCGCAGAAGAAACGGUCGUCGUCGACAGUGGCACUCGCGGCCACCAGCGAGGCCUCCGGGACCGACGACCACGACGCCGCGCCGGCCUCCAAGGUUCAGGUGGUUGGGUGGCCGCCGGUGGGGGCGUACCGGAAGAGCACGUUCCAGUCGGCGUCGGCGUCGGCGGCGAAGGAGAGUAAAGGCCCUGGAGAGGCCGGGAAGAGAGGGAGGCUGUACGUGAAGGUGAGCAUGGACGGGGCGCCCUACCUGCGGAAGGUGGACCUGCGGACGUACGGGGGGUACGGGGAGCUGCGGGCCGCGUUGGACGCGCUCUUCGGCUGCUUCUCCUCCUGCUCUUCGCCGGACAACGGCCAGUUCGCCAUGGCCUACGAGGACAAGGACGGCGACCUCAUGCUCGCCGGCGACGUCCCGUGGGACAUGUUCAUCUCCUCCUGCAAGAGGCUGAGGAUAAUGAGAAGCUCCGAAGCACGAUGA